AUGCUGGCCCUAUGUAACCGUUCAGAAAUUUCAUUUCUGGGUGAUCGAGGAGAAUUUCGGAGUUCAAUACUGCGAUUGAAAUGGGCUUCACAAUCUAAAUUUCGAGUCAUCAUAGCGGGAGAGAACAGCAACGCCUGAAAUGCUGUUUCCGUUUGCACGGGGAAGUGAGUGGGAACGGGAGCUGUGACCAGAAAGAAAGCUAGAGGGUAACCGUUGUGCGGCCAUAGAUACGAUAGGAGGAUGGAAUUGAGGAGGACAAGCGGAGGAGACACAAGGUGCACAAGUGACAGCCACAGGACGACUGGAGGAAAAGGCGAUAGGAGAAUCAUGAGAAGGAAAUAUAUUCACUUUGUCUUUAGAAUUGGACCGGUAACCAUUAAAUUCAGCUCUGGUACGAGGAGGGGUGCUAGAGAAGGCGAAUGGGUAGGGUUCGUUGUCAACAAUAGAUUCAACACAGGAAAGAUCCGGGGAUCCUUUAGGGAGAAGACUUUCAGAUAG
Molecule: messenger RNA, 498 nt
Organism: Rodentolepis nana
Lineage: Eukaryota; Metazoa; Platyhelminthes; Cestoda; Cyclophyllidea; Hymenolepididae
Source: the annotation of a GenBank genome assembly